AGCUUGGGUGUUUAUCAUUAGUUCCCCGUUUUGCAACUAAAACCACCGUUUCUAUUGGACAGUAUCGGGUAGGUCCCCUCCCGUUUCGUUUGCCUCCGUGUAUGGAACGUGUUGCAACAGAAUUGGCAUAAUGAAUGAGCCCCUGGAAAUCUUCUACUUGUACAGAUGAAAACAGUUUGGCCAGCUGUGGCUUUCUGAUAACGUGUCUACCGUCGGGAACGAUUAACAACAAGAAACAUACAUUCACUGGACUCUAAAAGCUGCGUCUGGAUCAGUGUGUUCAGGUGAUCGUAAUGGCGGAGGGAGGCUUUGACCCCUGUGAGUGCAUCUGCACCCAGGAGCACGCCAUGAGACGACUCAUCAACCUGCUACGUCAGUCUCAGUCCUACUGUACAGACACAGAGUGUCCUCAGGACUUACCAGGACCCAGUGGCUCAGUAGGAGGUGGAGACCUGACUGUCCCCGUGGUUCUGAUGGGCUGGAUGGUUCUGGUUCUGCUCCUCUUCCUCCUCAGACCCAACAGCCUCAGAGGAUCCCCAUCACCGCCUGCUGGCAAACCUACUGGACCUCACAGUGUAGGUAUGGAGGGAGGAGGAGGGAACCUACUGGACCUCACAGUAGUCGUGACCAGGAUCCCCCAGCUCCACCAGUGGACUAGCAGCAGAACCAGACGGAACCGGAGAGAACCAGACGUUCUACUGGACAACCCAACAUCUCCACCGGACGUUCUACUGGACAACCCAACAUCUCCACCGGACGUUCUACUGGACAACCCAACAUCUCCUCCAGACGUUCUACUGGACAACCCAACAUCUCCACCGGACGUUCUACAGGACAACCCAACAUCUCCACCGGACGUUCUACUGGACAACCCAACAUCUCCACCGGACGUUCUACUGGACAACCCAACAUCUCCACCGGACGUUCUACUGGACAACCCAACAUCUCCACCGGACGUUCUGCCCGUUCUACGUUGGUACCCCGGAACCCAAUAGCUUGGCUGCGACCUCCGACCCCUGUACAUCACAAUGCAUUUCCUGUUUAGUGCACUACUUUAGACCAGAGCCCUAUGAGGUAGUGCACUACUUUAGACCAGAGCCCUAUGGGGGUAGUGCACUACUUUAGACCAGAGCCCUAUGGGGGUAGUGCACUACUUUAGACCAGAGCCCUAUGGGGGUAGUGCACUACUUUAGACCAGAGCCCUAUGAGGUAGUGCACUACUUUAGACCAGAGCCCUAUGGGGUAGUGCACUACUUUAGACCAGAGCCCUAUGGGGGUAGUGCACUACUUUAGACCAGAGCCCUAUGGGGUAGUGCACUAUAUAGGUCAGGGUUGGGGGGGGUGGGAUCCACAACAAAGAUCUGACAUCAUCAGGAGGGGCCACAGUUGAUCACGGGUCUGUGUACCCACGUCUACAAGUGGCUAACAUAAAAGAGAAACUGCUGAUGUACAGAACCACAUUUAGAAAUUCCACUUUGUGUGUUUUACUAAUCCAACUCAGAGGGGAAUGUAGAGACUGGAUCGGUCUUGUAACUAAUCUAAC
Molecule: messenger RNA, 1543 nt
Organism: Oncorhynchus keta (chum salmon)
Lineage: Eukaryota; Metazoa; Chordata; Actinopteri; Salmoniformes; Salmonidae
Gene: smim14
Product: small integral membrane protein 14
Exons: 5
Coding region: 294-995 (233 amino acids)
Cellular component (GO): endoplasmic reticulum
Source: RefSeq, a predicted model, not a curated record